Messenger RNA from Ilex paraguariensis (yerba mate), 342 nucleotides. NCBI's taxonomy places the organism in Eukaryota, Viridiplantae, Streptophyta, Magnoliopsida, Aquifoliales, Aquifoliaceae. The record is from the annotation of a GenBank genome assembly.
AUGCCAUUUGGAAUAAGUCUUCUACAGAGAGAAAACCUGUUACGAGUAAGUGGAGAGGAAAGAUCUCCAGAGAUUCUUAUCUCAUUCCAUUGCAGUGGCUCAACCAAUAACCAAUGGCGAAAACUCAAAAAUCCAUGGUUUCCCGGUAGAACCCUAUUUCGCCCAAGUUGUUAUAGAACUGGAAAAAAGAAGCGAUUUUUCGCACAGCUUGCUCAUAGUGCAGGUCCCACUUGUAUAUUGUAUUUGGCCAAAAAAGCAUCGGACAGAUUGGAGUUCUUACCUUCUUGGGACUCCAUGGACCAAGAUCUGUUUUUAUUAUAUGGGCAAUACCAAUCUACUUGA